AUGCAAUCAUCGGCAAAUGCAGAAAAAUAUUUUCUUCCAAGUGAAAAACAAGCACAUGAACUUUUAUUUCGAUAUAAAAAAAUCCGGUUGCAGGACGUAAAGUUUAUUGAACUUCAUUUUCAAUGCUGCGUUUUCAACAUGAAUCAGGUUCUGAUAUUUAGCAUUCUGGAAAGAAUUUAUGUCAAUAAUAAUCCAGUAUUUGAUGAUAGUGUUUACAAAGAUAAAGUCAAAGCUGCGUCGAGCUUGCAGAUGGAGGAUUGCGAUGCUUGA
Messenger RNA from Clunio marinus, 270 nucleotides. Lineage: Eukaryota; Metazoa; Arthropoda; Insecta; Diptera; Chironomidae. The record is from the annotation of a GenBank genome assembly.